GCUGAAACGUUGUGUUUUCUCUAUUACUUGUUCCUUUGCAGCCUAUGCAUGCUGACGCAGCUACCCACCUGAAAUACUUAAUAGUAUUCUGGCAUGCAUAUACUGAAACUGGAUAAAGCAACAGUACUUGCUUCAUGAAACAAGACUACUGGCAAACGUAUUGACUGUAUGGUGAUAAUAUCACACAAUAUUUUGCAUGAAUUCAGUGAAGGGAUGCUAUUGGUCUCCAAGAACCUACAAAUGAAUUGAAAUGUAUUUGUUCUAACUAUAGUUUUUGGUGUCCAAUAAAACAAGCACAGGGCACUUUGGAUUUGUUAAACAGCUGUGUGAACCAAGGAGUCAAGUUUAUUGAACAAUAUUGCCAUUUGUUGAAAAGGCUCUAAUUGUUUUAGAUAACUUAGAUAAAGUGUCAGAAAUGCAGACGUUGAUGGGUAAAAUGUGCUUGUAUUUGUUAAAACAAGAUUAAAAAAAGUAGAAAAAGAAAAUGACUACAGAUGUCAUUUUUAAGUGGUUCUUAUUGCUCAUUAAUCAAUAAUAUAUAUAUUUUUUAAACGAUACAGAUCAAUGGAGCAUGAGUGAUUUGGCUUUGCAUUAUGGGAAGAGAAAGUGCUAAUUAAUUUUACACAUUACUUGUCCUGGGCCAAAUGCAAUAAAAAACCUUUUCUGAGGACAGCUUGGCAUGUUUCUUAUUGUUUCAGCUUUUAGGCAUUAAUAAACAUAUACUUUAACAACUAAUAGCAAGAACUAAGCCCAGAUAAUUUCAUUGUUAAUGCCACUUUAAAGCUGUUGCAACUUUAAUAUCCAGCCCAGGUUCCUCAAAACUACCUAAACAAGCAUGUAGGUGUGACAGUGUUGAUAUUCCAUUCAAAGUUACAAUAACUUCCAUAUUCUACCGUAUACUUAUAAUGUACUGUACUAUACUGUAAAAUUUAGUUAUAAUUCUAAGUUGAUAGAACAUAUUUUUAAUUCAAGAUAAAUACCUUCCCAUGACCUUUCCUCUUGUUUCUUCUUUGUGAGAAACAGCGAUGUUGACAACAGACUACUGGCUCACACAGUGAUUAGCGGUAUCUGAAGAGUUACAAUAAGUAUAUAAUGGCAGCAUUUUCCUAGGAGACUACAACUAUUUGAAAACGAACUACGAAAAGACUGAGGGAGUGCAAGCAAUGCCUUAUCUCAAGGUCAGACAUCUGAACCUCAAGGUUUGGAUUUCUCUCCCUUUCAGAACUUAAGAAAAUGUUCGGUUAAGUCCAGUAAUUGACGUUGUUCCGGUCCGAGUCAUUAACUUCAUGGCAAGAGGAGGUGGGGUUCUAGCUGCAGCAGGUGAAGUUGCAGGGAACUUCAAAAUGGAGUCCAGCAGAAGGAAACGGAAAUCCUGGGAGUUAAAAUCAGACAUGCAUUCACCAGUAAAAUACAAAAAGGGUAACACAGGUGUGGGCCAGCCUGCACUCUGGAGUGAGGAUGAGACCUUUGCCCAUGGAGGGCCUCUUUCUCCACAGAAUGUCUCCUCAGCGUCUGCUUGCUUCACGCAGCCGGAGCACAUGUGCUUGGAAACCACAAGACUGGCACCAACCUCAGAACCUACUCAUAAAGAAGAAAGCUGUGUCUUUUCUCUGAGUAGCACAAACAACCAUACCAAAUUGUGGAAGCCAUUUAGACAGAAUAGCCAGAAGCAUCAGUAUCCUGAAAAGACAGAAAACCCAGAAAGAGCAUGCCAGGACAAGCCUUCCACACUGACCUUCUCAGUGAAGAGAGACAUAACGCUUCCGCCUCGUAGAAGCAAGGAGACCAACAGAUCUCCAGAGGAGGCUUCAAAAAUCAUAUACCUUAGAGCUCUUUCUGCUGCCUUUGGGACAGAUAUCCAUAAGAAGAUAGGGAAGCAAAGGAUUUUGUCAGACAGCAGGAAGAAGAUAUUGCUCUUGAAAUUGGGAGAUGCAGGGUCCUCUGAGUGGAGCAGCCAUUCUUUUCUUCAAGGAAGGCCUCCUGAACCGGAAAUAGAGGAAAGUGAGGAAAAAACACUGUCUUGUAUUGCAUUCAGCGAGACAGAUUGUGAGGAUAAGGCCAUGGUGAAAGGAGGAAACAGAAGGUUCAUUGUUCUGAAAAAAGAUGAGCCUACGGAGGCAGACUUGUCGAAUGCAGAGGAUGUGGUCAAGGCAGUGACCUCCCAGGAAGAGGACAGUGCUGCAGCAGAUGAGCUGGAGAAACCUAUCUUUCAUGAUCCACUAUCACUGCUAGAGUAUGCAGCCCAUCCUCCAUCAUCACCCUGUCACACUGAGAGAGACUCCUGCAGAAUCGAUCAGUUGCACUUUGGAUCUGCAUUGUUUAACCCUGAAAGUGAUUUGAACCAUAAUGGAGUAGUUGCCAAGCCUGAUCGAUUCUUUGAGCCCUUUACUGCACCAGUGUACACCCAAGUAAGCCCCUUGAGAUUCUUCAAAAGCUGUUCAGAGCCUUUGGAUUCCACUGGCAGUAAGCCCAUAAAAUAUUCAGGCACAGAGGACGUUUACUGUACUGAAGCCUUACAUGUUUUUCCAGACAAAAGCAGUAGACAAGUGUCCAUGGGCGCCAAACAAGGGGAUUCUUUUGAUUUUGCUAAUAAAAAGCUUGUGCAGUCUGGCUUUAUUGAUACUCACUGUCAUCUUGACAUGCUCUACAGAAAGUUGAAUUUCAAAGGAACUUUUGCUCGUUUUCGGAAUCUGCAUGAGAACUCUUUCCCUGCGGAGUUUGAAGGCUGCAUCACUGACUUCUGCAAUCCAGGCAUCAUGAGCAUGCAGCCAUUGUGGGAGGAUCUGCUGGGGGAAGAUAAGGUCUGGGGGGCGUUUGGUUGCCACCCACACUUUGCUCGUUAUUACACAGACGCCCAAGAAAGAAUCAUUCUGAAUGCAAUGCGGCACCCAAAAGCUGUUGCGUUUGGUGAGAUAGGGCUGGAUUACUCUUACAAGUGCACUACGGAGGUCUCCAGACAGAAACAGGUUUUUGAGAGACAGUUGCGCUUGGCUGUUGCAAUAAGGAGGCCACUUGUAGUGCACUGCAGAGGUGCUGAUGAGGAUUUGUUUGACAUUAUGAAGAAGAUGGUGCCUCGAGAUUAUAAAAUACACAGGCACUGCUUUACGGACAGCUAUGAGGUGAUUGAGCCCUUUCUCAAAGAAUUUCCAAAUAUGUCUGUGGGCUUUACUGCUGUCCUCACCUAUCCAACCGCUGUCAAGCCAAAGGAAGCUGUGAGAAAGAUUCCUCUGGACAGAAUCGUGGUGGAGACAGAUGCCCCUUAUUUCCGUCCUCAACAGGUGCUAAAAAGUGUGUGCAAGUUUUCUCACCCAGGCCUUGCCAUAUAUACGGUGAAGGAAAUCAGCAUCUUGAAGGCACAGCGGCUGUCUGAAGUACUGUACACCCUGAGGCAGAACACAGACAACCUAUAUGGCUUGUAGAGCUUCAAGCUAAUCACUGAGUUGCUAGACAAACAUCAAACUGUAUUUUUCUAUAUCCUUUUACAACUGUGCAAAACAACUGUGGUAAUAUCUAUUUUUAUAAAACAUCCAAUGCAAAUGUUCCUUUUCAAUGUCUAUCUAUAAACUGUUGGAAGAGGUUUUUUUUUAAUAUACAUUAUUAUAAUUAGAAUGGUUUAUACAGUACGGUAUGUGAUCUAUAAGGUAAUCCUUUACAUUUUUUUUAAUGUUUGGAUGAUUGAGCAUUUUUACUAUUUUUACUUUGUACACAUGUCAUUAAAGCAAAAAAAAAAACACACUUAAAAAUAAAGGCAGUUUAUUUAAUAGUUAAAGAUUUGAAAAUUGACAACAGGUGGAUUCACUAAUUCAAUACGUUUUUUUAGCAUAUACAGUUUGAGAACAGUAUGUCUUCUAUGUUUAAGAAACACUGUUUCAUCUUUUGUUAAUGGAGAUUAAGAUUUCUGACUUUAUAAGAUAGUGUGAAGAGUUAUAGGUGCAGGUACUGUACAUGUAAAUCGGUGGAUUUGACAUCUGUAUUUAUGUCCUGUCUUUUGUGGUUUUGUCUGUGCUGUGAUAAAGAAGUAUUUCUUUCAUUU
Lepisosteus oculatus (spotted gar) is the source of this 4033-nucleotide messenger RNA. It is a transcript of the gene tatdn2, whose product is annotated as TatD DNase domain containing 2. Gene Ontology annotation, molecular function: hydrolase activity, acting on ester bonds. Lineage: Eukaryota; Metazoa; Chordata; Actinopteri; Semionotiformes; Lepisosteidae. The record is from RefSeq and is a predicted model, not a curated record.